Messenger RNA from Coturnix japonica (Japanese quail), 5773 nucleotides. It is a transcript of the gene CARF, whose product is annotated as calcium responsive transcription factor. Gene Ontology annotation, cellular component: nucleus. The record is from RefSeq and is a predicted model, not a curated record. Gene Ontology annotation, molecular function: DNA-binding transcription factor activity, RNA polymerase II-specific; RNA polymerase II cis-regulatory region sequence-specific DNA binding. Gene Ontology annotation, biological process: regulation of transcription by RNA polymerase II. NCBI's taxonomy places the organism in Eukaryota, Metazoa, Chordata, Aves, Galliformes, Phasianidae.
CCGCCCCACAACGGGCACCGCGCGUGCGCCGAGGGGCGGCCUCCAUGGCGGCGCCGGCGGGAGCCCCGGCGAGUGGCGAUCUCUGCCUGGGACUAGAGCAGCCUUUUUCCUCUGACAUCGUGUGACCUGCAUGGCUUCCAGGGAGCCGUCACUGGGUCAGAGCGGCUCUUCUGCUACCUUGCCGAUCGCCGUACGCCUUUUGGGCAGCUCCGCUGCGCGGCCACCUCCGCCUCUAUCCGCAGAGGAGCUCCGCCUGCUCGAGCCCAAUGGCCAGGCGCUCUGCGAGCUGCAGCCCCUCGGGGCGCCCAGCGCGCACAUGAUGAUUGUUGCCAGCCAGUCAGAAAAUGGCCAGGUGCUUCACGUCAUUCCUUCUGCCCAGCCAGGAAUGGCCCAGGUGAUAAUUCCUCAGGGUCACCUUCUGGAUGUCACCAGCACUCAGGAUGCUUCAGAAGAGAAGUGUGGUGAUGGGAACUUGCAGACUGUGGCAGUGGCUGCUAUAGCAGAUGGUGCAAGUGGUUACAUUCUCCAUCCACAAGCAUCUCUCACCAUAUCAAAAAAAUCAGCUACCAGGAUAUUAGAAGACUCCUUUCCCAUCCCUCUCCAGCCCUUGCCAACAAAUACACCAUCAUGGGCACGCCGACUCUGGAACUGUGAGAAAAUUGGGGACUCAUACCGCGGCUAUUGUGUGAGCGAGACAGAAUUAGAGAGUGUUCUAACGCUACACAAGCAGCAAACACAAAGUGUGUGGGGGACGCGCCAGUCUCCAAGCCCGGCCAAACCCGCCACACGGUUGAUGUGGAAAUCUCAGUAUGUCCCAUAUGAUGGGAUCCCCUUUGUCAAUGCAGGAAGCAGAGCCAUUGUAAUGGAGUGCCAGUAUGGGCCAAGGAGAAAAGGGUUCCAGUCUAAAAAAUCUGGUGAGCAGGAAAGCGCUUCUGGCUAUCUGUACAAAGCCACUUGCCCAGCAAGGAUCUAUAUUAAAAAAGUUCAAAAGUUUCCAGAGUACAGAGUUCCUACUGACCCUAAAAUAGACAAGAAAAUCAUAAGAAUGGAGCAGGAGAAAGCAUUCAACAUGCUGAAGAAGAACUUGAUAGAGGCUGGUGGUAUCAUCAGGUGGUAUGUGCAGUUACCCACUCAGCAAGCCCACCAAUAUCAUGAAAUGGAAACUUCUUGCCUCCCUUCUUCACCCUCCCAUUUUUCUGCUGCUUUACCUGAGGAGGAGGAGGACAUUGUUAGAGAUGAGAACUGUACUUUGCCUUCCCGCCUUCAUCCUCAAGUGGCAGACAAGAUCCGAGAACUGGUGUCUCAAGGAAUAGAGCAAGUCUAUGCAGUGAGGAAGCAACUAAGAAAGUAUGUGGAAAGAGAAUUAUUCAAACCUGAUGAAGUGCCAGAGAGACAUAACCUAUCCUUCUUUCCCACUGUGAAUGACAUCAAGAACCACAUUCAUGAAGUGCAGAAGUCCCUGAGAAAUGGUGACGUGGUAUAUAACCCAGAAAGCAUUCCAGCAAUGCUGCAGUGGACCACAGACAGUGGGAAUGUUCUCACAGAAACAGUGACUGUUACGUUUGCCUCACCACCUUCUGAUGGGAGCUCACCAGGGGAGUCAGUCAUCACCAAAGCAGAAUCCAGCCAGAGUGCAGAAACCUUACUAUCGGAAAAAGCUCAGCUGUUGUCUUCUCUCUCUUCACUUCAGCCCAAGAUAUUUGCACAACUUCAGGGAUUACAGCUGCAAUCAAACUUUACCUCCACAAAUGGAUCAACAGCACUGAUAGCUGUAAAUAACCAUUCCAGUUCUGUAAGUCUCUUGGAUUCCAUAGAGAGUGCAGUAACCAACCAUCCUCCAGUACUUGGUCAGGGGCACAGUCUGCAAAAAGGUGCUGGCCUAACACAGCACAGUGCUGCUGCUUCUGCUUUUGAGACUUCUGGUACUGAUCAGAAUCUGGUUUCCAUGGGCCAGCUGGUAGCACUUGACAGGGAAGGGGACUCCAGAAGCCUGGAAGGAGGAAUCCAGCAGGUUCUCUUGGGAGAUGUACAGACUAUCCCAGUACGGAUUGUGGAAAGCCAGCCUGCACUUACUGAAGAUAAUACAGAGGCUGGUAUCUGUAUAAGCCAAGUUAAACAAGAGCCAAGAGAAAAAGCACUGUCUGUGGAGCCAGAUAAAAUCAGAGACUGCCAGAGAUCCUCCUCUGUUUAAAUCCGUGAAGGCUGUAAGGAUUUCCUAAUCAGAGGACUGUAAAUGCCUUGGAAAGAAAGGCAGAUACUCUUAAGAUAAUGCCGUUCUUUUUAAAUGGCACCGUGACAUUCCCACUGGGCAUAUUUUACAAUAGUUCUGAUGGACAACUAUUUUGAUUUACAAUUGAUGUGACUCACUGCCAAUUCCAAGUCUACUCAAUUAUCAGAUGAAACUCCUCUUUUAUUUUAUGUUUUGAGUAAUUUGGUUGCUAUCCAAAUGGUCCAUUUUGGCCAGCAUUUCUGAAGGUCUUCCACAGUUAGUUUUAGAAUGUGGAUUAAAAUGCUUGAUUUGCUUUUCUCCAUGAGACCGUGAACUGUUACAGCGCUACGCAGUCCGCAGAAUCUGCCACCUCCCUGACUCUGGAAUCCAACAGCAGAGUUUGUGAACACAGUAGUUUUGUGACAAAACAAAGGUCUGAGAGACUACAUUUCAAAGUGAUGGAGGACAUGGAUGCUUAAGAAAAUGCAGCUUUGACUUGAUCAUGUUAAUGGUGUGAAGAUCUAGGAGAGAAGAAAGGUGAGGAUGCCAGGUGAACUUAGUUGUAUGAUGGAGAAGCAUCUGUGAAUUGUAACAAUGAAUGUUUUCAGCUUAUGAUGUCUUUAAACUUGUGUUCUAACUUUGUAAUCACAGAAUCAUGAAGGUUGGAAAAGUCCUCGAAAUCCAGUCAUCAACUGGUCACCACUAAACCAUGGACCUAAGUGCCAAAUAACACAUCUAUUUGUUGCCACUUGCAGCCUUUGCAGUGUUACUGUAGCAAUAGUUGGUUGUUACAUUUUAAACUAGUCUUGUAUCUAGUCUUUUUUUUUUUUUUUUUUUAAAGAAAGAAGAAUUGAUGCUGCAGUUCCAACUUCUCUACCUUUUGCUUUAUGCACUUAAAUUAUAUUUGAGUUAAUAUCUUAACUUGCUGCUGUUUAUGAUUAUGAGGCUUACAAAAUACAUUACUAACAGAGAGGCCCAAGAGAACAAAGCGAGUAAUAUAAAUCUAAGCAGUAUAUACUGUCAUCAGAACAUUCAGGAAACAAACUUAUUUGGUUUUUUUUUUUCCAGUAAUAGCAGCUUCUACGACUGAACUGGUCUGAAGUACUUAAGAGUUACCAGGAAGUUUAAUGAAGCUGAAUAUGGUUGGAGUAGUACUUUAAAAAAAACUGAGAUCUAUUUAAAGCAGUCAGUGAAAUGAAAUUGAUGCCAUCGUAGGUAUCAAGUUAAACAGUGGCAAUGGUUUUUCAGACACUGAGAUUUUAGAGUAGCCAAAAUAUUUUGUGUACAGCAGUACCAGCAGUUCCUUUUGAAGUGGUUGAGAAAUCGAUCAUAGAAUUAGAUAUUGUUCUGUAUGCUGUACAAGACUGAUGGUGGAAGACUUUCUCUUCUCCCCUCUAAAAAGCAAUAAGAAGAAGAUAGGUUGACUUACGCUGAGAGAAAACAUUAGCAGUGUUGUAUGGAUGUAUGUGAAUGUGAAGAUUAUUGUUUUGAAAUCACUACAUUUAUUAAUAUGCAUUCAAGGCAUUCACAAACCUCAUUGGAAUGGUGGCCAUUUAAAAGUGAAUUUUAACUUUCUUUUGUAUGUUUAAAACUUUCAAAAGUCACAGGAUGAAAUUGUAUUCUUAAUACCUCUGUAAGCAGACUCUGUUAGUUGUUAAACUGUAGACUUAACAUAAACAUAUAUUGACUUCUGUGAGGUUAAUUAACUAUUGCUGUUAAUACUGUUCAUUUUAAGGUUAAUGUUUAUGGAUUAGCUUAAAUCUGAACUUUCCAACAGAUGAUAAAUACAAAGAGCCAGUGUUUCAUCAUGCAAGUGCAUAGAGAAUCUUCAGAUGUUUGGAGUCUCUGAUACUUGUUUCUGCAUGGACUUGUUUUGCCUUACUCAUUUCUGGGUAGGUAAAUAACAUGAGGUUCACCCUUUUGGUGGUGGUAUUUGUUUGUUUGUUUGUUUUCCUGUUAAUUGUGGAAGUGUGUCCGGAGUGGAUGUUCUCUGCUGCAGUCAGUGCUCUGGAGGCAGUAGUCAUCUUUUCAAAUUUAAUUGUUACAUACCAGGAUGGGUACCUUAUUCCACAUUGCCCAGUGAUUCUGCCACCAUCUGUUUUUCUUAAAUUAAUACAUUCCAAAGUAUAUUUCCUUUCUCCCCUUUAAGAACUUCUUUCCCUUUGUGUAUUUUUUUCCUCUUUAAAAGAAUCCUUCCUCAAUUUUUUGGGAGUGCUUAUUCCCAAAGUAAGUUACAGCUAAUGAGCAAUAGGUUAUUUCAGUUUUGGGUCUGUUUUUUUUUUGUUUUGUUUUGUUUGUUUUUUUUUUUGUUUGUUUGUUUGUUUGUUUUCCAAAGGAAUCAAUGGACUGGUGGCUUGUGUAAAAACCUGAAGAAAGAAAUUUUUAUUUCCAGCCAUUCUUGCUUUAGUUCUCUCAUCAGGAGAUCUAUUUUUUAACUGAUCCUGUGCUGAACGAUAUUUCUGAAGGUACUUAUAUUUUUCAUGUAGUGUUCAUAGCUUGUGGAAAUCUUGUAAUCUAUUUUGAGUUACAGGCUAUGAAAUUAUUUUUAUAAACAAGCCUGAUUUGCACGAUACCUUGAAAACAACAGAAGAAAAAGUUGGUAGAAGUUUGGAGAUGCUGUAGACUGUUCAAAGGCUGGGGAUGAAAGUGACAAUUCUGUUCAGUAGGAAAUUUUGUUUGAAAAGCUUCAGCCAAUGUUUUCCUUCAUUUUCACAGAAUUCCACUUAUCUUCCAAAUUCAUAUUCCAGUUUACUACUGAGUUGUCUUUUAAGUUUAUGCUUCCUGUUUGAAGGGUAUGUUUAUGCUUGCUUUGUGUGUGUUGCUGAUGGAGAACACGGGCUGGUCACACAUGUUCAAGCAUCUGUAUUCAGAUAAACAACUUAGUUCACUAUUAUCCACUUAAAAUUUAUAGAAAAAAAAAUCUCACGUAUACAGAAAAAAAUCAUAGGUAAACAACAUCACUUUCAAUGCACUUAAAUUGGUUUGAAUAGAAUACUCAAGGUUGUUUUUUGUUCAUUUGUUUUUCUGAGAAAGCUGUGUAACUUGGUGCACAGUCAUUGGUUGUGGCGUUAAGUUGGAUUUGUGAAUGUUUUUCUGAUGUUUGCUUUGUUUUCUUGUGAUUUUUAUGUUCACGUGUUCAUUUUGCAAACACAGAGAUCCUGAGCUUCCAUGGCACUGUAAAUGAGCAAAGUGUUUUCCAAUCUGUUCUCAUUCUCAGUUGCUGUAAUGGUGGUUGGUUGGCUUUACAAGAAGGGCUGUGCUUAUGUAUAUGCAUGCAAAAAAGUCUUUUGCAAAAGCAUAGAAAAGACACAAAAAAGGCACAUAUCUAUAGCUCUUAUCCAGACUGGCAGCCUCUUGGAUGAAAACCGGUGGUGUUAAUGAGUGCACAGGUUUGUUUUUGCACUGUUCAAAACCCAAAUUUGGUUGUGUGGUAUGAAGACUGUUGCAGCUUAUACAAAAUUUAGAGACACGAAUGUCUGUAUAUGUAUGUAUAUAUUUAUAUUUAUAUAGUAAUUUAAUGUAUAGUACUUCUAUUCAAAUGUAAACUACUUUCUCUUUUAAAAA